Nerophis ophidion (straightnose pipefish) is the source of this 2966-nucleotide messenger RNA. RefSeq names its product annexin A6 (gene anxa6). Gene Ontology annotation, biological process: neural crest cell migration; mitochondrial calcium ion homeostasis; regulation of muscle contraction. Gene Ontology annotation, cellular component: focal adhesion; cytoplasm. Lineage: Eukaryota; Metazoa; Chordata; Actinopteri; Syngnathiformes; Syngnathidae. Gene Ontology annotation, molecular function: calcium-dependent phospholipid binding; phosphatidylserine binding; chondroitin sulfate binding. The coding region runs from base 204 to 2258 and encodes 684 amino acids. The transcript has 24 exons. The record is from RefSeq and is a predicted model, not a curated record.
CGCUCUCGCUUGGAGAAGCUGCGCGCGGUCGUGCGAGAGCGCCGCCGUCGUGACGUCACGCAGGAGGUGGGACACGUAACGGUCCGCAAAGACAGAAGACCCAGUCGGCGGGACGCCACCGUUCUAACCACACUCUCUUAAACAGGCCUCCAACUAUUGAUUUCUGCAGUGUGCUCACACAGACGACCAAAUACUGCACAAAGAUGGUGUUCCGAGGGACAAUUACAAAUGCCACAGGUUUUGAUCCCACCGCCGAUGCUGAGGCCUUGUACACUGCCAUGAAAGGCAUGGGCAGUGACAAAGAAGCCAUUUUGGACCUGGUCAGCUCUCGCAGUAACGCCCAGAGGCAGGAAGUCAUUGCCGCAUACAAGUGUACCUAUGGAAAGGAUCUUAUUGAGGAUCUGAAAUAUGAGCUGACGGGUAAAUUUGAGCGCCUCAUUGUGAGUCUGAUGAGAACUCCGGCAUACCACGAUGCCAAAGAAAUCAAAGAUGCACUCAAAGGAGCUGGAACCAACGAGAGGUGUUUGAUUGAAGUCCUGGCUUCAAGAAACAACAAACAAAUACAAGACAUGGUUCAAGCAUACAAGGAUGCCUACGGUAGAAACAUGGAGGAGGAUGUGAUCGCUGACACUUCUGGUCACUUUAAGAAGAUGCUGGUUGUUUUACUUCAGGGGACCAGAGAUGAGUCGGGAGUUGUCAACGCAGAUCUAGUGGAGCAAGAUGCGCAGGACCUUUAUGCUGCUGGCGAAGAGAAGUGGGGGACCGACGAGGCCAAAUUCAUCACGAUUCUGGGCAACCGCAGUGUGACCCACCUCCACAUGGUUUUCGAUGCAUACGAGAAGAAUACAGAGACGUCCAUUGAGGACAGCAUUAAGAACGAGCUGUCGGGAGACUUUGAGAGGCUGAUGCUUGCUGUUGUGCAGUGCAUACGCAGUGUUCCCAUGUUCUUUGCCAGGCGCCUAUACAAGUCAAUGAAGGGUCUCGGUACAGCUGACAACACCUUGAUCAGGAUCAUGAUUUCUCGCAGUGAAAUAGACAUGUUGGACAUUCGCGAGUGUUUCAGGCUCCGAUAUGAGAAGUCACUCUACAACAUGAUUCAGGAUGACACAUCAGGUGAUUACAAGAGGACUUUGCUGAAUCUGUGUGGAGGAGAUGACGAUUUAGCUGGAGAGUUCUUCCCUGAAGCUGCUCAGAUAGCCUACAAGAUGUGGGAAAUAAGUUCCAUGACCAAAGUCAAGCCGAGGCCAACGGUUGUCCCUGCACCCAACUUUGACCCUGCUGCCGAUGCACAAGCGCUUAGAAAAGCCAUGAAAGGGUUUGGAACUGAUGAAGAUGCAAUUAUUGACAUAGUUGCACGUAGAAGUAAUGCACAGAGACAAGUGAUCAGACAGACCUUCAAAUCACUACUUGGAAGGGAUCUGAUUAAGGACCUGAAGUCUGAACUGUCAAAGAACUUGGAGAGACUGGUCAUUGGCCUCAUGUUAACCCCCGCUGAGUUUAAUGCCAAAAUGAUGAAGAAGGCCAUUGAGGGCGCUGGCACAGAUGAACACGCUCUGAUUGAGAUCCUGGUCACCAGGAGCAAUGAAGAAAUACAAGCCAUGAAUGCUGCCUAUCAAGAAGCCUAUAAGAAGUCUUUAGAGGAAGAAAUUCAAUCUGACACAUCAGGCCACUUCUGCCGCAUCCUGGUUUCACUUGUGCAGGGUGCAAGGGAAGAUGGCCCUGCAGAUGUUGAAAGAGCCAAUACAGAUGCUCAGGUGAGUAUAAAUAUCCAACAUAAACUAUUCAAGUUAAAAAAAAUAUAUGUAAUCUUAACCUUCUAUCAACAGGAACUUGCUGAAGCUUGCAAUGCUGACUCUGAUGACAGGGUGAUGAAAUUCAUGAGCAUUCUGUGCACCAGAAGCUUCCCUCACCUGAGGAAAGUUUUCCAGGAGUUUGUGCGAUUUUCCAAUAAGGACAUUGAACAGAUCAUCAAGAAGGAAAUGUCAGGAGAUGUGAAAAAUGCCUUUUACGCCCUAGUUCGCAGUGUGAAGAACCAGCCGUCUUAUUUUGCAGACCGUUUGUACAAAGCAAUGAAGGGUCUUGGCACUGACGACAGAGCGUUGAUCCGCAUCAUGGUGUCCCGUAGCGAGAUUGACCUUUUCAACAUUCGUAAGGAGUUUAAAGAAACACAGGAUACCUCCCUCCAUGAAUUCAUCCAGGGUGACACUUCAGGAGAUUACCGUAAAACCCUUUUGGUGCUGUGCGGAGGUGAGGAUUAACGUCGGCACAUCUGCACAGCCCGCAGUGGCGAGGCCCGCCAGACGCCAUCACCCAGUCAAGCUGCAAUGGUGGAUAUCUUAACGCCAGCGCCCUAAACUUCUGCCACUCUGCCAAAACGAAGUUACAUCCACGUCUUUCAAGCCAGUUUUCUCCUCACAUGAAAGAUCCUCCCUCACGGCAUUUUUUUUUUUUGUCUUUUGUUUUUUUACAGAAUCACUAUGAAUAGUGUGACAAUUAUCACAUGACGCAGUGCCUAUUCAGUCAUCAUCGUGACGAUACAUAAAAAUCUAAAGAUUUAGAUUAAACUGAAUGUUUACAAAUUUCCCCAUCAUGCUUUUGACCUUUCGUCACAGUCAUGGGUAAAGGUGCAGCAUUCGGAUUUGCAUGUUAGCUGCGUGUUUAAUUAUUUGUUGUGUUUAUACUGGCAAUGACUAGGAACUAUUUGGAAUUAGGAAACUCCCUCCAAGUCAAAGCGUCUGCCAAAAGGCCGUACAUACAGCGUUAAACGCUCCUUUCUUCCUUUCCUCACACCAAAUUCCCCCACGUUUGUAUUCCCGAACCACUGCAUGCAAAAACGUGAACAUUUGGCAAGACAUACAUCCCCACUACGUACAUGAAACUAUCCUUCUAAGAAAUCUGCCCCAGAGAGUUCCUGGUAUUGAGCCUUACAAUAAAUGUUUGGCAGGCCUCUUGUCCCAAAAAUGUAA